Mytilus trossulus (common blue mussel) is the source of this 670-nucleotide messenger RNA. Its product is annotated as perlucin-like protein. The transcript is spliced from 6 exons. The record is from RefSeq and is a predicted model, not a curated record. Gene Ontology annotation, molecular function: signaling receptor activity. Lineage: Eukaryota; Metazoa; Mollusca; Bivalvia; Mytilida; Mytilidae. Bases 56 to 670 code for a protein of 204 amino acids.
UGUCAGUUCAACUUAUCUUGUGUUUCAAGAUUAGAAUUUGACCCUCUCAUCAAGAAUGAUUUACAAAAUGUUCCUGCACUUUUUUGUUGUCCUUUGUUGUAUUCCAAGAACUAUGUCGGACUCCUGUCUUGGCGAUCAGGAGAAAUCGAUUAUAUCUGACAUCAAAUCAUCACUAAAGAAACUAGAACAUAAUUUGAAUGAAAAAUCACGAAGAUGUCCGGAUGGAUGGAGGGAUUACAAAAACCACUGCUACUUUUUUUCUUCCGAAAAGAAAUCAUGGCACGAAGCUGAGAAUCAAUGUAGAAAAAUGGGAGGUUAUCUAGUUAAAGUUACAGAUUCUGCAGAAAACUCUUGGCUUGUCAACACUAUUACCAGUAAAAAAGUAAUUCAACAGAGUUAUUGGAUUGGAGCAGCAGAUUUUAAAGAAACUGAAUGGACAUGGGUUAUUGAUUUGUCAAAACUUGAUUACUCUAACUGGAACUCAGGACAACUAAACAACUCUGGAGGAAAUGAGGACUGUGCUCACUUCUAUAAACAGUUUAACUACAAAUGGAAUGAUAUACCGUGUAAUUAUACGGGUGGUGGCUACAUUUGUGAGAGUGAAAAAGGAUCUCAUUGCCUCCCGUACUACAAGCUCAUCAAACGGAAAGAUAGCAGGAAACAAAGAUAG